UUCACAGCUAAUCUGCACAAUCUGGAAGGUGGCACGGAGGGAAAGAGAGGGGGAUCAUAGAAGGACUGGGUAACAAGCACUCUGGGCUCGCCUUCAACUUUAACGGACUUUCCAGAAACCCGUCACCUUCCACCCCACUCCCAAACACACACAUCCACGCACUCACACAGUUUCCUGCCAGGAUCCCAAACCAGCACACCUUUCACUCUUCCCCGAUAUGACCAGGUAGGGGGCGAGGGAUAAGGUGGGGCGAGGGAAAAGGUGGGGCGCAAGGGGGGACCCGGUUGCUUCCACACACACCCUCCGUUCAGCCCUCCUUUCCAUUCCGGCGAGGGCGCGCCUUCAGAAGGUCCUGUCCUCCAAGGAGGCAGGCGUGGGGCGACCGAGACCCGGGAAGAUGGUCCACCGGGAAGCGCGCGGGCUGGGCGGCGGGGAGGAAGGAGUUAAAGAUCCAGGAUUGGCUCUUCAGUCACGGAGUCUGGGAGGGGAAGCGGCUGGGAGGGAGGGUUCGGAGCUUGGCUCGGGUCCUCCACGGUUCCCUCCGGAUAGCUGGAGACUUGGGCCGGCCGGACGCCCCUUCUGGCACACUCCCUGGGGCAGGCGCACACGCACGCUACAAACACACACUCCUCUUUCCUCCCUCGCGCGCCCUCUCCCAUCCUUCUUCACGAAGCGCUCGCUCGCACCCUUUCUCUCUCUCUCUCUCUCUCUCUCUCUCACUGUUCUCCCUCUAACACGCACGCACACGCCCAGUUGUUCACACUCGGGUCCUCUCCGGUCCGACGUUCUCCUGGCACCCACCUGCUCCGCGGUGCCCUGCGCGCCUCCCUCCGUCGCGCCCCUUGCGCUCUCGGCCCAGACCGUCGCAGCUACAGGGGGCCUCAAGCCCCGGGGUGAGCGCCCCCUUCCCGCUCCUGCUCCCUCCCAUAGGGACGCGCCUGAUGCCUGGGACCGGCCGCUGAGCCGGUGGGGACCGAGAAGGCCAUGGUGGGAGCGCUCGCCCGCUCCGGUGCCCGCUGAGACCAUGCCGGAGCCCCGGCGCCCCGCCGGCUCCCGCCUGCGCCUGCUCCUGCUCCUGCUGCUGCCGCCGCUGCUGCUGCUGCUCCGGGGCAGCCACGCGGGCAACCUGACGGUAGCCGUGGUACUGCCGCUGGCCAACACCUCGUACCCAUGGUCGUGGGCGCGCGUGGGACCCGCCGUGGAGCUGGCCCUGGCCCGGGUGAAGGCGCGCCCCGACUUGCUGCCGGGCUGGACGGUCCGCACGGUGCUGGGCAGCAGCGAGAACGCGCUGGGCGUCUGCUCCGACACCGCAGCGCCCCUGGCCGCGGUGGACCUCAAGUGGGAGCACAACCCCGCCGCGUUCCUGGGCCCCGGCUGCGUGUACGCCGCCGCCCCGGUGGGGCGCUUCACCGCGCACUGGCGGGUCCCGCUGCUGACCGCCGGCGCCCCGGCGCUGGGCUUUGGUGUCAAGGACGAGUAUGCGCUGACCACCCGCGCGGGGCCCAGCUACGCCAAGCUGGGGGACUUCGUGGCGGCGCUGCACCGACGGCUGGGCUGGGAGCGCCAAGCGCUCAUGCUCUACGCUUACCGGCCGGGUGACGAAGAACACUGCUUCUUCCUCGUGGAGGGGCUGUUCAUGCGGGUCCGCGAGCGCCUCAAUAUUACGGUGGACCACCUGGAGUUCGCCGAGGACGACCUCAGCCACUACACCAGGCUGCUGCGGACCAUGCCGCGCAAAGGCCGAGUUAUCUACAUCUGCAGCUCCCCUGACGCCUUCAGAACCCUGAUGCUCCUGGCCCUGGAAGCUGGCUUGUGUGGGGAGGACUACGUUUUCUUCCACCUGGAUAUCUUUGGGCAAAGCCUGCAAGGUGGACAGGGCCCUGCUCCCCGCAGGCCCUGGGAGAGAGGGGAUGGACACGAUGUCAGUGCCCGCCAGGCCUUUCAAGCUGCCAAAAUCAUUACAUAUAAAGAGCCAGAUAAUCCCGAGUACUUGGAAUUCCUGAAGCAGCUAAAACACCUGGCUCGUGAGCAGUUCAACUUCACCAUGGAGGAUGGCCUGGUGAACACCAUCCCAGCAUCCUUCCACGAUGGGCUCCUGCUCUAUAUCCAGGCAGUGACGGAGACUCUGGCACAUGGGGGAACUGUUACUGAUGGGGAGAACAUCACUCAGCGGAUGUGGAACCGAAGCUUUCAAGGUGUGACAGGAUACCUGAAAAUUGAUAGCAGUGGCGAUCGGGAAACAGACUUCUCCCUCUGGGAUAUGGAUCCCGAGACUGGUGCCUUCAGGGUUGUACUGAACUACAAUGGGACUUCCCAAGAGCUGGUGGCUGUGUCAGGGCGCAAACUGAACUGGCCCCUGGGGUACCCUCCUCCUGACAUCCCCAAAUGUGGCUUUGACAAUGAAGACCCAGCAUGCAACCAAGAUCACCUUUCUACCCUGGAGGUGCUGGCUUUGGUGGGCAGCCUCUCCCUGCUCAGCAUUCUGAUUGUCUCCUUCUUCAUAUACAGGAAGAUGCAGCUGGAGAAGGAACUGGCCUCGGAGCUGUGGCGGGUGCGCUGGGAGGAUGUUGAGCCCAGUAGCCUUGAGAGGCACCUGCGGAGUGCGGGCAGCCGGCUGACCCUGAGCGGAAGAGGCUCCAAUUAUGGCUCCCUGCUAACCACAGAGGGCCAGUUCCAAGUCUUUGCCAAGACAGCAUAUUAUAAGGGCAACCUCGUGGCUGUGAAACGUGUGAACCGUAAACGCAUUGAGCUGACACGAAAAGUCCUGUUUGAACUGAAGCAUAUGCGGGAUGUGCAGAAUGAACACCUGACCAGGUUUGUGGGAGCCUGCACCGACCCCCCCAAUAUCUGCAUCCUCACAGAGUACUGUCCCCGUGGGAGCCUGCAGGACAUUCUGGAGAAUGAGAGCAUCACCCUGGACUGGAUGUUCCGGUACUCGCUCACCAAUGACAUUGUCAAGGGCAUGCUGUUUCUACACAAUGGGGCUAUCUGCUCCCAUGGGAACCUCAAGUCAUCCAACUGCGUGGUAGAUGGGCGCUUUGUGCUCAAGAUCACCGACUAUGGGCUGGAGAGCUUCAGAGACCUGGACCCAGAACAAGGACACACCCUUUAUGCCAAAAAGCUGUGGACGGCCCCUGAGCUCCUGCGAAUGGCUUCACCCCCUGUGCGGGGCUCCCAGGCUGGUGACAUAUACAGCUUUGGGAUCAUCCUUCAGGAGAUUGCCCUGAGGAGUGGGGUCUUCCAUGUGGAAGGUUUGGACCUCAGCCCCAAAGAGAUCAUCGAGCGGGUGACUCGGGGUGAGCAGCCCCCCUUCCGGCCCUCCCUGGCCCUGCAGAGUCACCUGGAGGAGUUGGGACUGCUGAUGCAGCGGUGCUGGGCUGAGGACCCACAGGAGAGGCCACCAUUCCAGCAGAUCCGCCUGACGUUGCGCAAGUUUAACAGAGAGAACAGCAGCAACAUCCUAGACAACUUGCUGUCCCGCAUGGAGCAGUAUGCAAACAAUCUGGAGGAACUGGUGGAGGAGCGGACCCAGGCGUACCUGGAGGAGAAGCGCAAGGCUGAGGCCCUGCUCUACCAGAUCCUGCCUCACUCAGUGGCUGAGCAGCUGAAGCGUGGGGAGACAGUGCAGGCCGAAGCCUUUGACAGCGUUACCAUCUACUUCAGUGACAUUGUGGGUUUCACAGCACUGUCGGCGGAGAGCACGCCCAUGCAGGUGGUGACGCUGCUCAAUGACCUGUACACUUGCUUUGAUGCUGUCAUAGAUAACUUUGAUGUGUACAAGGUGGAGACAAUUGGCGAUGCCUACAUGGUGGUGUCGGGGCUCCCUGUGCGGAACGGGCGGCUGCACGCCUGCGAGGUAGCCCGCAUGGCCCUGGCUCUGUUGGAUGCUGUGCGCUCCUUCCGAAUCCGCCACCGGCCGCAGGAGCAGCUGCGCUUGCGCAUUGGCAUCCACACAGGACCCGUGUGUGCUGGAGUGGUGGGACUGAAGAUGCCCCGUUACUGUCUCUUUGGAGAUACAGUCAACACAGCCUCAAGAAUGGAGUCUAAUGGGGAAGCCCUGAAGAUCCACUUGUCUUCUGAGACCAAGGCUGUCCUGGAGGAGUUUGGUGGUUUCGAGCUGGAGCUUCGAGGGGAUGUAGAAAUGAAGGGCAAAGGCAAGGUUCGGACCUACUGGCUCCUGGGGGAGCGGGGGAGUAGCACCCGAGGCUGACCUGCCUCCUCUCCUAUCCCUCCACACCUCCCUACCCUGUGCCAGAAGCGACAGAGGUGCCAGGCCUCAGCAUCGCCCACAGCAGCCCCAUCACCAAAGGAUGGAAGUCGUUUGAAUAGCUCAGGUGUGCUGACCCCAGUGAAGACACCAGAUAGGACCUCUGAGAGGGGACUGGCAUGGGGGGAUCUCAGAGCUUACAGGCUGAGCCAAGCCCACGGCCAUGCACAGGGACACACACACAGGCACAUGCACCUGCUCUCCACCUGGACUCAGGCCGGGCUGGGCUGUGGAUUCCUGCUCCCCUCCCCUCCCCAUGCUCUCCUCCCUCAGCCUUGCUACCCUGUGACUUAUUGGGAGGAGAAAUAGUCACCUGAAGGGGAACAUGAACAGAGACUAGGUGAAGUGAGGGCAGGGGAGCCCACAUCUGGGCCUGGCCCACAAUACCUGAUUCCCCAACCCCCUCCACGCAGCAGUAGACACAGUGCACAGGGGAGAAGAGGGGUGGCACAGAAGGGUUGGGGGCCUGUAUGCCUUGCUUCUACUGUGAGCAGAGACAAUUAAAAUCUUUAUUCCAGUGA
This is a messenger RNA of Chlorocebus sabaeus (green monkey), 4788 nucleotides long. RefSeq names its product natriuretic peptide receptor 1 (gene NPR1). Lineage: Eukaryota; Metazoa; Chordata; Mammalia; Primates; Cercopithecidae. Gene Ontology annotation, cellular component: plasma membrane. Gene Ontology annotation, biological process: cGMP biosynthetic process; receptor guanylyl cyclase signaling pathway; protein phosphorylation. The record is from RefSeq and is a predicted model, not a curated record. Gene Ontology annotation, molecular function: peptide receptor activity; adenylate cyclase activity; ATP binding.